Molecule: messenger RNA, 1401 nt
Organism: Otolemur garnettii (small-eared galago)
Lineage: Eukaryota; Metazoa; Chordata; Mammalia; Primates; Galagidae
Gene: RFC5
Product: replication factor C subunit 5
Exons: 11
Coding region: 81-1109 (342 amino acids)
Biological process (GO): DNA repair; DNA-templated DNA replication
Cellular component (GO): DNA replication factor C complex; nucleus
Molecular function (GO): ATP hydrolysis activity; DNA clamp loader activity; DNA binding
Source: RefSeq, a predicted model, not a curated record
CUAAGCGUGGGCGGGUGGUCGGGGGGUCAGAUCUCGGUAUCAGGGACCACUGGGGAGCUGGUCACUUUCGUCUCUUUGCAAUGGAGGCCUCAGCGCCCAAGCAGCAGCAGGAGCAGCAGCCUGCAGGGACCAAGAUCAGGAACCUACCCUGGGUUGAAAAAUACCGGCCCCAAACACUGAAUGAUCUCAUUUCUCAUCAAGACAUUCUAAGUACCAUUCAGAAAUUUAUCAGUGAAGACCGACUGCCACAUCUGCUUUUCUAUGGUCCUCCAGGGACAGGAAAGACAUCUACCAUCCUAGCCUGUGCAAAACGGCUAUACAAAGAUAAAGAAUUUGGCUCCAUGGUCUUAGAGCUGAAUGCUUCAGAUGACCGAGGAAUAGAUAUCGUCCGGGGACCAAUCCUGAGCUUUGCUAGCACAAGAACAAUAUUUAAGAAAGGCUUUAAACUAGUGAUCUUGGAUGAAGCUGAUGCCAUGACUCAAGAUGCCCAGAAUGCCUUGAGAAGAGUGAUUGAGAAAUUCACUGAAAAUACCAGAUUUUGCCUCAUCUGUAACUAUCUGUCAAAGAUCAUCCCUGCUUUGCAGUCUCGGUGUACAAGGUUCCGAUUUGGUCCCCUGACUCCAGAACUCAUGGUUCCCCGCCUGGAACAUGUCGUAGAAGAAGAGAAAGUUGACAUAAGUGAAGAUGGAAUGAAAGCGCUUGUGACUCUUUCCAGUGGAGAUAUGCGCAGGGCUCUGAACAUUUUGCAGAGCACCAAUAUGGCCUUUGGAAAGGUAACAGAGGAGACUGUCUACACCUGCACAGGGCACCCACUCAAGUCAGACAUCGCCAACAUUCUGGACUGGAUGUUGAAUCACGACUUCACCACAGCCUACAGAAAUAUUAUGGAGUUGAAGACUCUGAAGGGGCUGGCAUUACAUGAUAUCCUGACAGAGAUACACCUGUUUGUGCAUAGAGUUGACUUUCCAUCUUCAGUUCGAAUAUAUUUAUUGACCAAAAUGGCAGACAUUGAGUACAGACUUUCUGUUGGCACCAAUGAGAAGAUCCAGCUGAGUUCCCUCAUUGCUGCUUUUCAAGUUACCAGAGACCUGAUUGUCACAGAGGCUUAGAUGUUCUAAGGCCCACCAGUCACAAUUCCUAGGGCCUGGCAGUGCAGAGGACAGUUAAUAGGAUGAAUGCUGCCCAGGGCGUGGGAUAGAGCUGUGGUCAUCCCAGGUCUUAGAAAUUUCCGUUCCAGACCCAGGAGUGGCUAGGCAACAUUAAAAAGUACCAUUUUUGUGGCCAUUAGGAACAGGGGCACAUGAAAACAAUUUUAAUGUAUAACGAUUUUAACUGUACUACCCAUCUGUCCUUUCUUUUCUUUUCUUUUUUUUUUUGAGACAGGGUUUCACUCUUGUCCAG